AUGGCCGAACCUUCUGUAUAUCCGUCCACACUGGACAGUGCCUUCGAUGGCGCAUCGCCCAUCAAAGACCUCUUCGACCCGAUCCGAUUGACGUCAGACAACAUCGUCCCAAUCAUCAACCUGCCCCUCUCUCAGCAGGUGUUGGGUCAUGACUCGAAUGAAGCUCUCGCACAAGUCGCAAGCGACGAAGUCUCCUACACCACGUUUGUCUCAGAGCAGGCCCGUUUGGCUCUUCAAGCCACCGAUGACCAAUCCACGGAACAGAAGCAAUCGCAAUUGUUGCACCUUGGUCUAGCAGCUUUGUUCAGCUUUCUACAGUCCAACGUCACCGGACCUCCACUAGAAUUCAACUCAGCCGAGACCGUGUUGCCUUCCUCUCUUCGAACCGACCCCACAAUUCUCAAGGCUGUGAGGGCAAAGAUUAUCCGUGACCUGUCAGUGGACGGAGAAGCAGCAUACAGGCUCACACCCAACCCCGAGUUGUUUGCUGUCGCUAAAGCCCUGCUGGUCGAUGCAGCUAUCGAUGGACCACUGCUGGCAAAGACUGCACGCAUGCGAACCAACUUCCUCCACCAAAAGAUGCUCUCGGAGGUUACGAGCACCUUGCAAGAUGUGAUCUACAAAGAUGUGGAGGUUCUGGACAAGGCCGAGUUGAAUGCCAAUGAGAGGAGUCGCUUCUUGUUAGAAAGGGCCAUUAUCCACACGCAUCAUAGCUUCGAUGUAAAGGCACGCGAGGACAUUGACCAGGCAGCCAAGGUACGGAACUUUGAGUUUGCCUUGACCGGUAAGAUGGGCAAGCGCACAAAGUUCCAAGAUCGCGAUAUCAGUCAGCUGGUGGUACUCGCCAAGAGUGCCGAUGAGACAUCACAAUCUUCCGAGCCCUCCGGUCCCAAAAAGUUGGAUCUGAACGAUGACACACUUCUUGAGUCCAUCUCUUUCUCUGACCAAAAGCCCGACGAACAAUCUUUGGCAAUUCAGGAUACAGUUUCAGCUUCCUUGUCUUCUAUCGAUGCCAACAACCAGCCCAUCCUCAACCCGGUGGAUUCAGCAAUUUUGCUGGCCCUGGCAUCUGCUAUCACAAAUACCGCCCCCGAGAACGGUCUCACCCGUGAAGAAACAAACCCCUACGCUAUUAGAGUCCUUGAAGGUGGCAGCUCCAACUGGCAAAUUUAUACACAGGCACUUCUGGUCCGCAGUCGUGUAGAGGGCUACCGCUCGCGUACAGUCGAGCGAGCUGUGUUGCAGAUGCAGGCAUUGGUGGAUCAGGUCAUUGCAGACACCGCAACUAGCGACGAGGCAGCCCAGAAUGAAUCAGGCGAGCCUUCCACUUUCCUUCCGCGCCCUGAGCAGUCCGAGUCUGCCCCUGCCGCUGACCGACUUGAACACAUCUGGAUUCUCAACUUCUCAACUCGAUGGAGCCUCGAGGCUGAACUUGCUAAGCGCUGGGUUGACUUGGGUGGUCUCCGCACCGCGCUCGAAAUCUACGAGAGACUUAGAAUGUGGGCUGAAGCCGCGCUCUGCUACGCCGCCACCGAGCGUGAAGGCAAGGCAAAGAAGCUCAUUCGCCGCCAGCUCUACCAAGCUACUGGCCCAGAUGAAAAUGACGAAAAUGAACAAUUCGAGGGACCAGAGCGCUCGCCAUUGCCUGCAGAUGCACCGCGUCUGUUCUGCAUUUUGGGAGAUAUUGACAAGGAUGAAACGCUUUGGGAGCGCGCCUGGGAGGUCUCGGGUGAGCGAUACGCCCGUGCCCAACGCUCUCUAGCUCGCCACUACCUCACCGCCACCCCACCGGAUCUGGAGAAGGCAGAGGCAUCGUACAAAAAGAGUUUGCACAUCAACCGUCUGAAUCACGGCGCCUGGUUCGCCCUCGGAUGUGUGCAACUUGAACUCCAAAAAUGGGACGAGGCAACCGAUACAUUCACUCGCACCGUUCAGCUAGAUGACACAGAUGGUCAAGCGUGGAGCAACCUCGCAGCCGCGAUGCUUCGCACUUCCGCGCCAGAAUCUAGCCCCGACACAGUGGACGAAGUCACAGGCGAGACCCCUGCCGACGUAGACCCCUACAAGCGUAAACGCGAGGCCCUCGCCGCGCUUCAACGUGCAGCACAGCUCAAGGGAACUGACGCCCGCAUCUGGGACAAUGUUCUGACCGUGGCUGCUUCUAUCCCGCCGCCGGCGACGCCAUUCCGCGAGGUGAUCACCGCCCAAAAGCGGAUCAUCGAGUUGAUCGGUGCGAAGAACGGUGAGAAGUGCAUCGACGUGCGUAUUCUGGGCUUGCUGGUCGAAUUCCUCAACACGGCUUUCGAUUACGAGGAUCUCCUCAUCCGCUCUGAGGAUGCGUCCGAGGCCCCGAUUGUUCGCACGGGCACACUUGCCGGUCAGAUUCUCUCCCUGGUAGACGACAAUGUCGUCCCGCUCAUCACUCACUCGGCGGUUUUGUGGCUCAUUGUUGCUCGCGUUGAGGUUUUCCGUGGUCGUCCGGCUAAGGCAUUCGAGGCUCAUGAGAAGGCGUGGCGUGCUACCGUCGCUGCUAAUGCUCAGGGUGCUUUCCAGAUGGGCGAUGAGAAGCCUUGGCUUGAGGUUGUCCGUGCUACGGAGAAGCUUGUGCGCGAUGGAUAUGCCAAGUUUGGUCCCAUGGACCGUGAGGGUCAGACGCUUGCGGACGAUCAGGAGGCCGAGCUUGUUGCUAAGGGCUGGCGUUUCAAGGCCAGAAGUGCUGUUCGAGGUAUUUUGGGUAAGGGUAAAGACUUCUGGGAUGGAACAGAGGGAUGGGAUCGUCUGAAGGAGUUGCAGUCCGAAGUUACGGGAAAUUAG
Messenger RNA from Penicillium soppii, 2814 nucleotides. RefSeq names its product Glycoside hydrolase superfamily. The record is from RefSeq and is a predicted model, not a curated record. Gene Ontology annotation, molecular function: protein binding. The transcript has a single exon. NCBI's taxonomy places the organism in Eukaryota, Fungi, Ascomycota, Eurotiomycetes, Eurotiales, Aspergillaceae. Bases 1 to 2814 code for a protein of 937 amino acids.